AUAACAAGGAAGGAAACAAUUUUACAGGAAGCUAGCUAGCGAAUUGGCUGCCUUUUGUUUUUGUUUUUAGCGUGAGAGCUAGUAUAAAUCCUGAUGUUCGCGGUUUAGAUUGUAAGUAUCAUAUCAUCAGAUUGUAUUUAUUAUGCCAGUUCACGUUACUGUUUUGUUUGAAGUGAUUUAAUUAGGAUUGUAUACUUAGCUAGCUAACGUUAUACGUCUAAAACGAACUAGAUAGCUAACUUCUGCUGCUAACAGGCCUAGGUCGAGAUCUUAGCUAGUUAGACUGAAAAUUAUCGGUCUAUUUUCUUAGUCAUUUAUCAUAUCACACCCAACAGUUAAAACGUAUUUAUUUUACAAAUAAUGUAACCAGUUGACCUUCAUUAUCGGUUUUGGUGAGCUGAUUAUUUCACAGGCGGAAGGGCGCAUUGUUAAAACAAAAGCUGUCCGUCCUUUGAGUGACAUAACAUAGAUAUACAUCAGGCACUGAGUCCUGGUUGAAGACAAAGCGGGAAUUGAAUGACAAUGUAUGCACCACCUGGUGCCACUGUCCCUGGAAACCGGCGAAGGAGAGGGGGUACCGCACUACCCAAGCAGCCAGAGCGAAGCCUGGCAUCUGCCCUCCCCGGAGCACUCUCCAUCACGGCUCUAUGUACGGCAUUGGCCGAACCAGCUUGGGUCCGAGUUCAUGGAGGGACGUGUCCCAGGCAGGAGCUUGGAGUGGCUGAUGUCCUGGGAUACAUUGACCCAAAACUCAUGGAGGAUUACUGCGUGAACUCCCAGACCAUCUUACUGAUAAGGGUCAUUGCUGCCUUCUGCUUCCUGGGCAUCCUGUGCAGCCUGACAGCUUUCCUGUUGGAUGUCUUUGGGCCCAAGCACCCUGCCCUCAAAAUCACCCGCAGAUACGCAUUUGCACACAUUCUCACAGUGCUGCAGUGUGCCACAGUGAUCGGGUUCUGCUACUGGGCCUCAGAGCUCAUCUUGUCACUACAGCAGCAGCACAAGAAGUACCACGGAUCCCUCAUCUACGUCACUUUUGCCAUCAGCUUUUACCUGGUGGCGGGGGCUGGUGGAGCCUCUAUUCUGGCCACAGCUGCCAACCUGCUGCGCCACUACCCCACAGAGGAGGAAGAGCAGGCUCUGGAGCUUCUCUCAGAGAUGGAGGAGAGCAGUGAAACAUAUCCUGCUGAUUAUGACAUUGCCAACCAGUUCCAGCCGCCUCCUGCAUACAUGCCUUAAUGUUGCCAGAUAGCCGCCUCUUUCUCUUACAUCCAUGCUUCUCUAUGAGUACCACUUUUGGCCUCGUAACAAACACAUAUACAGAUAUGUGAUCCAAUAAUUGUACCAAAUGGAUAUUCUCUGCAAAUAGCUUACUCUCCUUUCCUUUAUCAACACACUAAUGAACACACUUAUUUCUUGAUUGUGGGUGCUUGAGUGCAUGAAAGCUUCCUUUUAUGAUGGCAGAGAUUCAAUACUUGAAUCUUAUUUUCACCACUGAAGCUUUUAGUAAUUUGCAUGUAAAUGGCAUUAAGGUCUUGACCCUUACAUGUAAAGCAAGAGAAAGUGGUAAUAUAUGGGGUGUUAAUUCAUGCACUACUGUGCGGUUUGGGUCUACACCUGGUUAUUGAAUGAUCAGAUAUGGGUUGAGACUCAACUUGGUAUAUGACAGUGUAUGACAGUCAUGGUUUGACAAAGGUCAAGUUUUGAACAAAAGUUUUGAGUUUCCACAGUGUGUCAGUAGUAUUUGGCCCUUGGUUUGAAGCAUUAAAUACCCACCGAACAUCCAAAACUUGGUGACUUGCCUGCCAUUUGAAUAUUAUUUGACAUUUUAUCAGUUAAACCAAAUAAAAGGCACCAAGAUUACACAGACACUGAAUUGUGGACAUUUAUUUUUUAAUUGAAAUGGACCAUUAUUUAAUAACUGCCUGUCCCUGGUGUGGUAAAUGUGUUUUUUCUUUUUAUGUGUAUGAAAGGCACUGUUUUGCAUUUUAUUUAGUCUUGCAGUUGUGAACUUGGAAAUUAAUAGGUUUUCAAUAUUCUGUAAGAUUGGUUCGUCAUGGUAGUGGAAAAAAAAGUUAUUUUACAUGAUUAUGGCUAGUAAUUGAGGCACUCAUUGCUGUGAAAGUAAUUGAUGGAAAACCAUGAGAAAUGUGAAGUGUCUCAUUAUUUUGCAAUGGACAUUAUUCAAGAUGUUCCUAUGUUGGACAACUAGAGGAACAUUAUUUUCUAAUUUUAACAAUGGGGGAAAAUGGGUAGAACGUCAUUGUAGAAUCAUCAAUCCACAAUGCAUUGGUAAUUUCAUAGAUUAAGUAAUUUCACUUAAAUAUACACAACUGAUUGACAACUCUUAAUUGUACUUUGUGAUUACUUGGCUUGAGUUAUGUGACAGUUGUAUGUUGUCUGUGCAUGAGUUCUUCCCCCUUGAUCCUCAAGAUAGUGAGAAUCUGAUUGUAAUUAUUUGGGAUGGAAUCUUACACACACCUAUCUUAACUUGUGUUCAGAUUCAGCCCUGUACUGCUUACUUUUUUUAUUUUUAUAAAUGUGAUUAAUAAUAUAGUUUUACCAUAGGUGAUUUGUUGCUCUAUUGUUUAUUUUAUUUUAGCCUUUCCCCUCAUUGUUGCUUUACUUUCAUCAGUCUGUAAACAUGUAUUGUGGACUGUUUAUACAAAAGCAGGUCAUAUUCAAAAUAAAAAAAGAUAUUGUCCAA
Molecule: messenger RNA, 2704 nt
Organism: Salvelinus namaycush (lake trout)
Lineage: Eukaryota; Metazoa; Chordata; Actinopteri; Salmoniformes; Salmonidae
Product: transmembrane protein 127
Exons: 3
Coding region: 517-1236 (239 amino acids)
Biological process (GO): negative regulation of cell population proliferation; negative regulation of TOR signaling
Cellular component (GO): membrane
Source: RefSeq, a predicted model, not a curated record